AUGUGGAUGGAUACUUCAAUUAAUCUAGAAGAUAAAAAAUAUUUGGAUCCAAUAUUUGAGGCUAUUGAAAAAGGAAAAAUUUCUGAGAUGGUUUUUCCUGGAGGUACUGGUCAUAGUAUAAAAUAUGCAACUAAUUUGAGAAUGUUCACCUACACACCGAUUAUUACUGAUUGGAUUAAAAUUGAAAAUCAAAAAUGGGAUGUUGAAAUGUAUGAUGCAAAUUUCAUUAUAUUACAUAAAAGCGAGUAUACAAAAAAUUUUCUUAAAUGGUAAAUUUAG
Meloidogyne enterolobii is the source of this 279-nucleotide messenger RNA. NCBI's taxonomy places the organism in Eukaryota, Metazoa, Nematoda, Chromadorea, Rhabditida, Meloidogynidae. The record is from the annotation of a GenBank genome assembly.